UUUACUAAUCUUUAUACACACUGGGAUAACCAUGGUGUGUGUGAUUUUAUGAAAACGUUAACUACCCAUGAAUGUGUACAUUAUUUUGUAAGAUAUUGUCGUCGACAGUGAAGGAUAAUUAUCAGUUUCUGUCAUUCAAAAGUUUAAACAUCUCUUUCUUUCGACAGAAAAUUGUUACCAUGAGUGGUCGUCCAAAAUUAUUCAUUAAUCAAGGGAUACCGGAAGACGGCAAGGCUCUGAAGUUAUAUCGUGAACAAUGUGAGAUUAGUAUGUACGACGAGAAAAAGGGUGGCGUCGUUUCUCAGCCACGUGAAGAGUUUCUGAGAUGUAUCAAAGGCGUGGAUGCUAUACAUCUCGCGUAUCCAGUAAAAAUAGACAAGGAAGCUCUAGAUGCAGCAGGUCCACAGUUAAAGGUUAUAGGGACAAUGUCAGUAGGUUUGGAUCAUCUGGAUUUAGUAGAGUGUGCACGGCGCGAUAUUAAAGUAGGUUAUACACCGGAUGUCCUCACAGAUGCCGUGGCGGAGGCAGCUAUGGCCCUGACACUUGCUACUGCUCGCAGAUACAAAGAAGGUAUGGCGGACGUAGUUAACGGCAAAUGGGGAUCAACUUGGAAUAACUCUCUUUACCUCUGCGGAAAAGACAUUAAAGGUUCGACUGUUGGAAUUGUUGGCUUGGGGCGAAUCGGACUCGGGGUUGCUAAACGCUUGAGACCAUUCGGUAUAAGUCGCCUCCUUUAUUGUGGAAGGAACGAAAGGGAUUGUGCUUCUGAAGUUGGCGCCGAAUAUGUUGCAUUUGAUGAUUUGUUAAAACAAUCUGACUUUGUAAUAGCAUGUUGUUCUAUGAAUCCAAGCAAUCAUAAACUAUUCAAUGUUGAUGCAUUUAAGAAAAUGAAGUCGUCAGCGAUACUAGUCAAUGUAUCACGAGGUAUACUUAUUGACCAAGAUGCACUCUACGACGCCUUACGUACAGGAGAGAUACACGCUGCUGGACUAGAUGUGACCACACCAGAACCAUUGCCUGUCAAUCACCCCCUUCUGACACUGCCUAAUUGCACUGUGCUUCCCCAUCUUGGGAGUGCUUCUGUUAAUGCCAGAAAUGCGAUGGCUGACCUGACAGCGAGUAAUAUCUUAGCAGGGCUGAAAGGAGAAUCUUUACCAGCUCCUGUUCCUGUUAGCAAAUAAUUUCUUUUUUCAUGUUAUAGAUAUGUUUCUUACUAAUCUGUUAUUUAACCAGUGCUAUAAUUUUCAAGGUUAAUGUGUCAGUUUGAAUACAUGAUAGUGAUAGGUAUGAAUUGAUAGCGUUGUUUUAAAUAAGUACGCUUCUUGCA
Molecule: messenger RNA, 1327 nt
Organism: Ruditapes philippinarum (Manila clam)
Lineage: Eukaryota; Metazoa; Mollusca; Bivalvia; Venerida; Veneridae
Product: glyoxylate reductase/hydroxypyruvate reductase-like
Exons: 3
Coding region: 72-1181 (369 amino acids)
Cellular component (GO): cytosol
Molecular function (GO): glyoxylate reductase (NADPH) activity; NAD binding; hydroxypyruvate reductase (NADH) activity
Source: RefSeq, a predicted model, not a curated record